Messenger RNA from Pyricularia oryzae 70-15, 2642 nucleotides. Its product is annotated as galactose oxidase. The record is from RefSeq and is a predicted model, not a curated record. The transcript has a single exon. Bases 382 to 2391 code for a protein of 669 amino acids. Lineage: Eukaryota; Fungi; Ascomycota; Sordariomycetes; Magnaporthales; Pyriculariaceae. Gene Ontology annotation, molecular function: protein binding.
CGGUUUAUAUGAUCACGUACAUCUGCACCUCUGAAUCGAUUCACCCACCUUCUGCCUCUCUUUCCUUCCCCAGGGCUCACCAUUUGUUUGGCCGACUCUCUUUUUGUAUACACUGCCCCUUGAGGAAGCUAACCCGCCAACUCGCCGACAUUCGCUUUGGGAAUUUUUAUCAUUCCCGUUCUAUCACUUGCAGUGUAAUACCCUCGUUGACGACAAGUCGAAACACCAGACCAGACCGUUCUUUUCUGAUUCCAAGUCACCAAAAAGGCCAGAGGCUGAAUUAAACAAAAACUUUUUUAUAUUGUUUCCUUUCUGCCAUCUCUUCGCCUUUUUUACAUUCUUUUCUUUUUUUUGGUAACCAGAACAACAUAUUUCACAAAAAUGUCUCUCACAUCCUUGAGGGCCGUGAGCCUUGGAGCUGCUCUCCUCGGCAGCCACCUCACCUCGGCGCAAGCCACCACGACGCUCCCCCCGAGCCUCACAAACUGCACAACCCAGGAGACGAUCUGGCAGACGCCGCAAAACGUGAGCCUGGCCAUCUGCGACGGAACCAACUUCCAGUACGGAGGCAAGUCGCUCCAGAUGGUCGAGGGCGUCUGCGGCACCAGGGCGUGCGUGGGACUGUGCAACGACAACGACAAGUGUGUCCGCGCCGUGUACGACAAGAAGAACUCGGUCUGCCACAUCAAGAACAACGACGAGGCCUCGGACAUGAUCUGGGCCGUCGAUGCCGACUUUGACGCCAUCACCAAGCUCCUGCCCGACGGCACCUACCCGCCGCCUCCCUCGGGCCAGCCGCCCAAGGAUGGCCAGACUCCCAAGCCCGCCAACGAGACCGUGGUCGUCGGCGACGCCAAGAAGGGUGUCUGGUCCGACGUCAUCACCCUGCCUCUGAUCCCCGUGGCCGCCUACGUCGUGCCGACCUUCCCGACCCCUGGACGGCUCAUGUUCUUCUCGUCGUGGGGCGUGGACGCCUUUGGUGGCGCGUCGGGCCUGACGCAGUUCGGCUCGCUCGACCUGGCCUCGCACCAGUCGACGCACCGCGAGAUCGCCAACACGCACCACGACAUGUUCUGCCCCGGCAUCAGCCAGCUGGCCGACGGUCGCAUCCUGAUCCAGGGCGGAUCCGACGCCGACGCCGUCUCGGUCUACGACCCCAACACGGACGCCUUCACGCGCGAGGCCAACCUGCAGAUCGCGCGUGGCUACCAGUCGGCGUGCACGCUGUCCAACGGCGAGGUGUUCACCAUCGGCGGCGCCUACUCGGGUGAGCGGCGCGGCAAGGAGGGCGAGAUCUACGACCCCAGCGCCAACAAGUGGGAGGUGCUCAAGGGCGCCGACGUCAAGCCCAUGCUGACCAAGGACCACGAGGGCAUCUGGCGCGAGGACAACCACGCCUGGCUCUUUGCCUGGCGCAACGGGUCCGUGUUCCAGGCCGGCCCCUCGGCGACGCAGCACUGGUACGGCACCAAGGGCUACGGCGCCGUGGUCAACGCCGGCACCCGCGACGACGCCAACGCCAUGUGCGGCAUCUUUGUCAUGUACGACGCCCUGCGCGGCAAGAUCCUGAGCGCCGGCGGCUCGCCCGACUACACCGACAGCGACGCCAACAACCGCGCCCACAUCACCACCAUCGGCGAGCCCGGCAGCCCCGCCGUCGUCGAGCGCGUCACCGACAUGGCCUUCCAGCGCGGCUUCGCCAACGCCGUCGUCCUGCCCGACGGCAAGGUCAUCGUCACCGGAGGCAUGAAGCGCUCCAUCGUCUUCAGCGACGCCAACGCCGUCUUCGUCGCCGAGAUGUUCGACCCGGCCACCAAGGCCUGGACCCAGCUGGCCGCCGCCCAGAAGCCCCGCAACUACCACUCCGUCUCCAUCCUGUUGCCCGACGCCACCGUCUUCGUCGGCGGCGGCGGUCUCUGCUACGUCGCCACCAUCAAGGGCUCGACCGCCAAGUGCAACAAGUCGGUCGACCACGCCGACGGCGAGAUCCUGUCGCCCCCCUACCUGUUCAACGCCGACGGCACCGCCGCCGCCCGCCCCGUGAUCGGCGACCUGGACAAGACCUCCAUCCGCGCCGGCGACUCGCUCACCUUUGCCGUCACCGGCAUCCAGGGCGCCGCCGCCGCCAACUACAAGUUCUCGCUGGUGCGCAUGGGCUCCGUCACCCACUCGGUCAACACCGACCAGCGCCGCGUGCCGCUCGAGGACUUCUCCGUCGGCGCCGACGGCAAGUUCACCGUCCGCACCCCCGCCGACACCGGCGUCAUGAUCCCCGGCCACUGGUACCUGUUUGCCAUUGCGCCCAACGGCACGCCCAGCGUCGCCAAGACGGUGCAGAUCGAGCUCGGUGAGGCCGAGGCUAAGCGCACUGCUGGUAUCUGGGGUGCUUAAGCAAUCAAAUAAAGUUUCAUUGAUUCAACAAAAGUUUCCUUGUGUAAAUUUUUUCCUUUUCGUAAUGAAUGGCGGUGAAACUGGCGGGAAAAGUUGGAGAAACAAACAAAAAGCCAAAACAAACCAAAAAAAAAGCGUGCAUUUGCCCAUGUACAAACCACAAGCAACAGCGAUGACUCUAUUUUAGUUUAAUAUGUUAAUGUAAUUCUUACUCCGUUACCUUUCUUUAUCGACUCGAGAUGACCGCUGCA